Messenger RNA from Leucoraja erinaceus (little skate), 2536 nucleotides. Its product is annotated as protein LSM14 homolog A-like. Gene Ontology annotation, molecular function: mRNA binding. Gene Ontology annotation, cellular component: P-body. The record is from RefSeq and is a predicted model, not a curated record. Gene Ontology annotation, biological process: P-body assembly; cytoplasmic stress granule assembly. The coding region runs from base 142 to 1551 and encodes 469 amino acids. The transcript has 10 exons. Lineage: Eukaryota; Metazoa; Chordata; Chondrichthyes; Rajiformes; Rajidae.
UGGGAUUUGAAGGCCGCCAUGUUGGCCGCUGUCUGAGCAACGUCACAGAGCAGGGAGAGUGAGAGGAAGGGACGCCGAUAAUCGGCGUCCAUCUGUUGUUCCACCAGCUCGCAGAGGGCCGGUCAGCGCACGGCGAGCACCAUGAGCGGCGGCACUCCGUACAUCGGCAGCAAAAUCAGCCUCAUCUCCAAGGCGGAGAUCCGAUAUGAAGGGAUUCUGUACACCAUCGACACCGAGAACUCCACCGUCGCUUUGGCCAAAGUUCGCUCGUUUGGGACUGAGGAUCGGCCUACGGACAGACCAAUCCCACCACGUGAUGAAGUAUUUGAGUACAUCAUAUUUCGGGGGAGUGAUAUCAAAGACCUCACUGUCUGUGAGCCUCCAAAGCCUCAAUGCUCUCUACCACAGGAUCCUGCCAUUGUUCAGUCUUCACUUGGGUCGUCCUCAAACUCAUCUUUUCAGUCAGUUGGCCCCUAUCCACCAUUCAGCAGAAUGCCAGCGUACAGCCAGUUUGGACCAAGCCCACUUGUGACACAGCAGUACAAUGCUGUGGGUGUUGGAGGCCCCUCGUCUUCUUUCAACAGCAACAAAACCAGCUUUGCGUCACUUACACAGACCAGCUCUCUGGGUUCCACCAUCAAACCCGACACAAGUUCGCUGAAAUUGCACUUAGCUUUUCAGGGGCGAUCAAGUCCAAAACUGGAGUCCUUAAGGAAAAGUCCAACAAUGGAACAGGCAGUGCAGACGCAUACUUCACAAGCACCUGUAGGUAGGAGGAGCCCUGUGUUAACUCGACCUCUUCCAUCAGUCCAGCAUAAACCAGUGGAUACUCAUGAUUCAAGGAAAGUUUUUGAAUCACAGAAAUGUCUGCGGCCAGAGAAUGAUCACUUUAAGAAUGAAAAUCGGGAACCAAACAGGAGGACAUCAGGGGGUCAGAAUGCCCGGCGAGGCCGUGGUGGAAGCCGGGGAAGGGGCAGGUUCGCUGUCAGACGGGACGGCCCAGUUAAGUUCGAGAAAGACUUCGACUUUGAGAGCGCAAAUGCACAAUUUAACAAAGAGGAUAUUGACAGGGAGUUCCAGAAUAAACUGAAAUUAAAAGAUGAUAAGCAGCCAGAUAAAACAGAGAAGGCAAUAAAUGGUGAAGAUAAAGGAGACUCAGGGAUUGAAACACAGAACAGCGAAGGGAAUGCUGAUGAAGAAGACACUUCGGGAUCGAAAUGCUAUUAUGACAAAACCAAAUCAUUUUUUGACAACAUCUCUUGUGAUAAUGCGGCAAGUUACUUUUCUUCCAGGGACCGGAGACCCACUUGGGCCGAGGAGAGGAGGAUAAAUGCGGAAACGUUUGGAAUCCCCCUGCGUCCGAUGCGUGGUCGAGGAGGUUACAGAGGCCGCGGUGGCUACGCAUACAGGGGUGGGAGAGGCCGCGGGGGCAGAGGGAACAAUUAUGGCCCUCCCCGUGGAGGUUACCGUGGAGGAUUUCGAGGCGGACGCGGUGGAGACAGAGAGUUUUCAGAUUUCGAAUACAGGAAGGACAAUAAAGUCGCUGCAUAGUAUACAAGAUGAUGUUCACAAAAGAAGGACUUAAGAUCUACUCGGUCCAGAGAAUUUGUUUAGUUUCAAACUUAUUUUUGACAGCAAGGAUGAAGAAUUGAAUUUGCUGUUCAUCUGUCACCAGCACUGGUAUUUACGUGCUUGACUUCAAAGGGGGAACGCGCAAUAUCUUGUUGUGAAGAAGGUUCGUCUUUCUGAUGUUGAGCAUUAAAUAUUUGUCUUUGAAAUAGAAGGAAGAUUUGUAAAUGUAUACAUGAGACAAAAAAUACAACUAGUACGUUGGAGCUUUCCAGUAUUUUUGCAUUGAUAAUGAGAGCGCUUUCUUAUUACUGAAAAUGUUUGAUAAAAUGCAGUCAGUUGCAAGAAAUACUGUAUGCAGCCGGCCAUCUACUGUGAUUGCAUUCUGACCCGCUGAGAUUCACAGGAAAUUACAUUGAAAGCUUUUAAGAUUUAUUUUUCUUGGUGAAACAGUAAAACAGCUUUAUUGUGCGUAGGACAAAAAUACUCAAACUUAACACACGGCUGUGCUUAUUUUAAAGAGGGGAACGAUUGGAUCAGACAUGUGUCGUGACAUGUUCCUCUGGAGAUGUCUCAUCAUAACCACCCCCUCCCCUCCUCUUGGGAGGGGAUGUUGCAAAUUUCUGCUUUAGGAAGGUGUUCCCCAUAGAAUUUUUUUGAUUUUGAAAAAAAAACGAGGGAAAAAAGUUUAAAAAUUCAUAGUUUUCUUUUAAUUCAGUAAAUUUAGCUAAGGCGCAUAAAGGGAUCCAAAGAGGAAUAAUUUUUGAAAUAAUGUAGAUAUUAUGUGAACAAUUUUUGAACUCCAUUGUUGCAAGUAAUAUAUAGUGUAUGGUUAGUCCCCUGAUAAUGUAUUCCCACAGAUCGAGGUUGAAGGUACAAGAGAAGAAAUUCCUCUACUGUUGUUGUUCAUCUGUCAUCUAUUCCUUCCUACGCUUGCCAUAUAACAAUAAAAGUAACUGUACACUAA